AUGCUCGUUUCUAGAUUCACGUAUCUUUUGUUAUGGCCAGGCUAUAACGUUUUAGCCUCGCCACCCACAUCUUCACUCCAGACACGAAGCGCUCCCGGGAACACUGUACAAGAUGUAUAUGAAUCCAUCAGGCAAGGUCUGGCAAUUGCGAACCUGGAGAAGCGCUACGAGAACAAGAGUGAAAUCAAUCUCGCGAGGCGCUGGACUGAUGCCACGCUACUGCACGUCGAAGUCGGAACACAGAGUUCUGAGAACGGUGGCAACAGCAGUGUAGAGAUUAAUGCUAGUAUCGAAGUCACUUGCACCACUUGCUACGUUCGUGGGCUUGCUACAGCUCAAAUCACAAUAGGUGAUGGCUUCGAUAUGGGCAUCGCCUACAAUGCUACCGCUGAAUCUGUUCGGCAGAAUGUUGGUCAACUCGCAUCAGACAUCUCGAACUAUCUCGACAACUAUACUGACUCUGUAUUAACCAACGUUGGUGACGGUUUUGACUGGUCAGACUUCGACCUGCCUACUUUUCCAUAUCAAUUCGACCUUUCAGUCCCUCCGAUGCCAGACUGUCAUCUACGGUUCCAAUUCGAUGAUUUGGAGCUGUACAUGGCAGUGGACACUGUCCUGUCUGCAGGCGCAACUUACGAACUGAACCUGUAUUCCUCCAACACUCCCGCGGGUUUUGCGGUUGGACCGGUGCAAUUCGGUUUCGUUGUCCAGGUUGAUUUGAUCUUGGCGAUCGACGGCGAGAUCGAUAUAAGCAGUGGCAUUCACAUCAUGCUCGAUGAUGGAGUUACGAUGGAUCUCGAUCUCUUUGGUAACAAUGUCACGGACCUGGUAGUGAAUGGCGGCAAAUUCGAGUUUCUACCAGUAACAGUCCAAAGUGGAGGCGUAGUCAUUUCCGCCGCCCUUCGUGUAGGCGUCCACUGCGGCGUAGAAGUAGGCACACCUCCAUCUACAGACUUCAGCGCGAUCGACGAGAUGCGAACUGGGAUCGAAGUCGCCGUCUUUGCCAACGUAGCCGAAUUCGUCACAAACGUCACCUAUGCCCCCGAAGACGAGGAAUGCGAAAUGAAGGUCGUGCAGGCGUUCAAUUUCGCUGUCGGUGCCAUUGCUGGUGCAUCCAUGGUUGUCGAUCUCCAUGGACUGGACCCUCAGACUUGGGGUCCUGUCCCAGAAACCUCGACGGCUGUUUACACGACGACGCUUGCAGAGGUCUGCGCCAUCAAAGGUACACCGACGCCUACUCAGGCAAGCAUCACCGCUGUAGGAGAGAAGCAAGAUGAUCUUACCACGACGACUAUCAGCACAACACUAAUGACUACGGGUGUGAGCUGCACUAUUACCGGUAUUGCGGCCUGUCCUGCAUCAGCGCAGGUCUCGACCAAAGCCACCACCGUCAAGCCACUCGUAACUGCUGUUCCUUCUGGCGUGGAGGCAACCUUCCCAGAAUCUGUCUUUGAAGGUGUUCAGAGCCCUAUCACCUUUGGCUCGCACGCCAAAAGCAUCAAGGCAACCUCGGGACAGCCUACUGCUUACGUCGAACCCAAUCACGAGUCACCCACAGAUAUCCAUGAUGAUGCAUUGGAUGGCCAAAUCCAAGGCGUAAACAUAAAGCUCAUCAUUGGCCUCAGCGUCGGCCUCGGAGUCCCCAUCUUGCUCGCUGCGCUUGCGGCUAUCUGGGUCUUCCAAAGACGCAACAAGCGUACAGCGGAUGAGACUGCCGCGGCCGCUAUGCUUCCGAAUUUUCAUGUUCAGGAUGUUGGGCAUACAGAUGACCCCGAGUGUUCGAAGCAAGCUGGAGUGACUAAUGUUCUUGCAUUGACUCCCGAGCUUCUGGCAAGUUAUUUCUUAUCUACCACUAUUCAUUAUUCAUCUAACCAUUCCGUUCCCUCUCCAGUAUCAAUGUUCUGCGCAAGAUACACAUGUGCAACAAUUGGUUCUCCCACUGGUGACACUGGUAUCUCGUGGUCGUAA
Messenger RNA from Plenodomus lingam JN3, 1968 nucleotides. RefSeq lists its product as uncharacterized. Lineage: Eukaryota; Fungi; Ascomycota; Dothideomycetes; Pleosporales; Leptosphaeriaceae. The record is from RefSeq and is a predicted model, not a curated record.